UAAAUAUGUUUUUCUUCUUGUGUGGAUCCAGCUGAAGGCUCUCCUGGGCUGUUUUGUCAUAGUCCAAGAACACAAUGGGGUUAGCAGGUCAUUCUGUGUCUUUGCUGCUGAUGUCCUUAACUUUUAGAGUCUCAGAUGCCAUCAGAGCUCUAAAAGAAGGUCCAAUGAUUGAUGCUGAAGGAAGGGAAUAUAAAUCUGUCAAUUUGGGAGACAACAGACCAAAUCACAGUGAAAAACCUACUGUCCGUGUACAGUGCACUGAGGUUUCUAUGAUCAUUUUCAUCCUGCCUGACUUCUACAACAAUGGCCGUCUAGUGUCACCACAGGACCUCUUUUUGGGCGAUGCCAAGUACUGGAAGAACAAACGGUGUCAAGCUAUUGACACUGGUGGUGGAAAAUAUGUUAUAGAAGCUGAGCUGCAGGACUGUGGAUUUAAGUUAACGGUAUCUUCAGAUGAUUUGAUCUACUCAAACAACUUGAUACUCUCUCCACCCAUCGGUUCCAUUGGCAUUACAAGGAUGGCUGAAGUUGUUGUUCCAGUUUCUUGCCAUUAUAAAAGGACCCACACUGUAAGCAGCGCUGUUCAGCAGCAGCGCCCAACUUUGUCCAUUUCAUCAAAGUUUCCUUUUGGAAGCUCUAUUUCUUUAAAGCUGAAAACGGAUGACUGGCAAGGUGAGAAGUAUUCCAACACCUUUUAUCUUGGUGACCCGCUGCACCUCGAGGCAACUUACACUGGUCUGGUCCAAAGAGAACUUUUUAUUGACCAAUGCGUUGCCACUCUGAUGCCUGACUCCACAUCAGUGCCCAGAUACUACUUCAUUGAAAACUAUGGUUGUUUUGUUGAUGCCAAAGUCGGGGGUGUACAUUCAGUCUUCCUACCCAGAUCAAAGCCCAGUUCACUUCAGUUCCAACUUGAUGCUUUCUCAUUUCAAAAUGAUUUAAGGAACACAAUGUAUGUAACUUGUAAAAUUAAAGCUAUACGCCAGCUGUGGAAGAGCAGCCCCACAAGCAAAGUCUGCAAUUACAUGCAUUCAAGCUGGAAGAAUGUGGAUGGGACUGAUAUGGUUUGUCAGUGUUGCAAAAGUGUUUGUGCAAAACGAAUGCCUGAAGAUGUCCUUUGUGACACUUUGACUCUUGGCCCUUUGAUAAUUAUUCCCAGGAAAUGAGCAAAGUGUCCAGAAACAAAAGUCUAAGCACCACAAUUACCCUGGCACAAUAAAACCGUGAAAGAAAA
Molecule: messenger RNA, 1234 nt
Organism: Girardinichthys multiradiatus
Lineage: Eukaryota; Metazoa; Chordata; Actinopteri; Cyprinodontiformes; Goodeidae
Product: zona pellucida sperm-binding protein 3-like
Exons: 8
Coding region: 75-1166 (363 amino acids)
Biological process (GO): egg coat formation; binding of sperm to zona pellucida; positive regulation of acrosome reaction
Cellular component (GO): extracellular matrix
Molecular function (GO): acrosin binding
Source: RefSeq, a predicted model, not a curated record